This is a messenger RNA of Portunus trituberculatus (swimming crab), 3116 nucleotides long. It is a transcript of the gene Cul5, whose product is annotated as cullin-5-like. Gene Ontology annotation, cellular component: Cul5-RING ubiquitin ligase complex; SCF ubiquitin ligase complex. Bases 457 to 2793 code for a protein of 778 amino acids. Gene Ontology annotation, biological process: SCF-dependent proteasomal ubiquitin-dependent protein catabolic process; protein ubiquitination. The transcript is spliced from 16 exons. Gene Ontology annotation, molecular function: ubiquitin protein ligase binding. NCBI's taxonomy places the organism in Eukaryota, Metazoa, Arthropoda, Malacostraca, Decapoda, Portunidae. The record is from RefSeq and is a predicted model, not a curated record.
AAAUGUGUCCCAGUACUGAAGGGGUUAAUUCUGAAGGAGUACUUGGAGAACUAGUGGCAAUCUUCUUAAUUUUGGCUUUGUGUCGUGUACGUAAAUGUAGCGGAAGUGUACAUGAGCGUUUUGUUACUCAGUUCAUACGCACAUAGAAAAGAGAAAAAGACUGAGAAAACAUACUUCAAAAUACACACGCACAAUAAAGAUAGACAUUGAAAAGAAAGAAAGAAAUAAAAAAAAAAAGAUAAAUAGACAAAAAGUGAGAAAAGUGUACACAAUAGAAAAAAAAUUAAACAAACACACACACGUACACAAACUAGCAAAAAAUAUUAUAUGCGUCUCGGAAAAAUAAAAUAAAAACAAAUUUAGAAAAGAAAUUCAUCCAUAUUUGUGUGUGUGUGUGUGUGUGUGUGUGUGUAGAGGAAGACAUAGUAGUGAAGAUACUGAAGAUAACACAAGAUAAUGGGAUCACUGUGGAUGGACAAAGGCACAGUGACCUUUGAGGAGAAAUGGCCCACAAUGCGCCCCACAGUUCUGAAGUUGCUGCGGCAGGAGUGUGUGAGUCGGUCGGAGUGGCAGGACCUGUUCUGGGCGGUGCACAAGGUGUGUCUGUGGGACGAAAAGGGUCCGCCCAAGGUACAGAAGGCCCUGCAGGAUGACAUCUUGGACUUCAUCUCCCACGCACAGGCGAGAGUCCUGGACCAGCAUGAGAACCAGGCGCUGCUGAAGGCGUACAUCACCGAGUGGAGAAAGUUCUUCCAGCAGUGUAGCUACCUGCCCCUGCCCUUCAACCAGCUGGAGUCCGCCUUGGCAGGGAAGACCACCACCUCCGUGUCCAAGAAGGUGCAGAAUGAUGAUGCCAUUGUGAGGAAGUUGAUGUUGGACAGCUGGAACGCGUCAAUCUUCAGCAACAUCAAGCAGCGCCUCCAGGACUCGGCCAUGAAGUUGGUGCAUGCCGAGAGGAAUGGAGAAGCUUUUGACUCCCAGCUUGUCAUUGGUGUCAGGGAGUCGUACGUCAAUCUCUCCUCAAACUCUGGCGAUAAACUGCAGAUUUACACCGAGAAUUUUGAAAAGGCAUACAUUGAGGCAACCAAGGCAUUCUACCGAGUGAAGGCGCCGCAGUACCUGGAGGCCAAUGGUGUGCAGAAUUACAUGAAAUAUGCCGAGAUGAAGCUCAGGGAGGAGGAGCAGAGGGGGGAGAAGUACCUCGAGUCAUUCAGUGGCUCUCUACAGAAUCUGAAUGAGUGCUGUGUGGAGGUUUUGGUCACCACCUUCAGGGACACCAUCCUUGCAGAGUGCCCACAGAUGAUCAAGAACAAUGAGACAGACAAGUUGAAGUUGAUGUUUAAAUUGAUGAGUCGCGUGCCGGACGGGAUCCAGCCCAUGCUAGACGCCAUGGAGGAGCACAUCGUGUCCGCCGGCCUGGCUGACAUGGUGGCCGCCGCCGACACCAUUACUCAGGAUUCUGAGCAGUACGUGGAAAAGCUGCUUGACUUGUUCCAGCGGUUCAGUCGGCUGGUGAGUGAGGCGUUUGAUGAGGACCCGCACUUCCUCACCGCCCGGGACAAGGCGUACAAACAGGUGGUCAACGAUACUCAGGUCUUUAAGUUGGAGCUGCCCAGUAAGACGAAAGGGAUCGGGAACAAGACACAGCCUGAGUCGAAGUGCCCUGAGCUCCUCGCCAACUACUGUGACAUGCUUCUCAGGAAAACACCGCUCAGCAAGAAACUCACCGCUGACGAGAUUGAGAGCAAGUUGAAGGAUGUGCUCUUGGUUCUGAAGUACGUGAGUAACAAGGAUGUCUUCAUGAGGUACCACAAAGCUCACCUCACACGCCGCCUCAUCCUCGACACCUCAGCUGACUCGGAGAAGGAGGAGAACAUGGUGGAGUGGCUGCGAGAGGUGGGCAUGCCGGCAGACUAUGUAAACAAACUAGCGCGAAUGUUCCAAGAUAUCAAAGUUUCCGAGGAUCUCAACCAGCAGUUCAAGGAGACCAUUCGCACCACCACCAAGUCCAGUGUGGCAGACAACCUCAAUAUUAAGAUCCUGAAUGCGGGAGCGUGGGCGAGGGGCAGCGACAGAGUGGCCGUCAGUCUGCCCAUGGAGCUGGAGGACUUCAUUCCUGAGGUGGAGGACUUCUACCGCAAGAAACACUCCGGCAGGAAACUACAGUGGCACCAUCACAUGUCCAAUGGCACGAUCACCUUCACAAACAACGUGGGUCGCUUUGAUCUGGACGUGACAACCUUCCAAAUGGCGGUGAUGUUUGCCUGGAACCAGCGGCCGCAUGACAAGAUAUCCUUCGACAACCUGCGCCUUGCCACCGAACUGCCCGACCCUGAACUCAGACGAACAUUAUGGUCACUAGUGGCAUUCCCCAAGAUGAAGAGACAAGUCCUCAGCAUGUCGGUGGAGGUGACGUCCCCCAAAGAGUUCACUGAAAACACUCUCUUUUGGGUCAACCAGGAGUUUGCACCUAUUAAGAAUGGCAAGCCACAGAAGAGAGGGAAAGUGAACCUGAUUGGCCGCCUGCAGCUGAGCACAGAGAAGAGCAAGGAGGAGGAUAACGAAGGCAUUGUGCAGCUCAGGAUACUGAGAACACAGGAAGCGAUAGUGAAGAUCCUAAAGAUGCGCAAGAGGAUCUCCAACGCUCAGCUGCAGACGGAACUGGUGGAGAUGCUGAAGAACAUGUUCCUCCCCAGCAAGAAAUUGAUUAAGGAGCAGCUGGAGUGGCUCAUAGAACACAAGUACAUGAAGAGAGACGACGAGAAUAUCAACGUCUUCAUCUACUUGGCCUAGCGCAUCGGUGGUGGUGGUGGUGGUGGUGGUGGUGGUGGAACUGUUUACUCUCUCCCUAUUCGCUGUCUAUAACUUUCUGUCCUUCUGUCCUGUCUUUCGUUGUCUUGUGUUGAAUUAAGUGUUGGCUCCAGUACUGUGGUGGUGUUAGGGAAUGUUUUUGUUGGUUUUUUCUUUUAUUUUUCUCUUUUAUCAUGUUUCUCUCUUUUCUUUUUUCUUUUUAUUUUGUCUUGUUCACUUUCUGUCUCCCUCUUUCUCUCAUUCUCUCUUUUUAUUUAUUUCUCUCUCUCUCUCUCUCUCUCUCUCUCUCUCUCUCUCUCUCUCUC